GAGAUAUCUACAAUACUGUUUUGACUAGUCAUAUUCAUCCAUUGAAUUCCAUUGGAAAAUAUUUUCAGAUAUCUACAAACGAGUUUUUACUAGUAGAAACUGUAAUUAAAGAUAUAAUCGACUUUGUACUAGGCAAAAUUCCAAUUAGAGAUAUAUUUAAAAAGAGAUAUCUUGAAUUGCAAUUCUUCCUAGUGAAAUCUCCUUUAAACAUAUCUGCAAUUUAAUUUUGAAUGUCUCAAUCUGAUUUUUGACUAUCAGUGUAUUCAGUAAGUUGAUUCAGAGGCAUAAAGGAAAUUUACCAGAAGUAGGCUUUGACUCAAGUAAGGAAAUUAUGUACUUCGUCCACCUCUGCUUACCAGCCGGUUGGAUGAUCUCUUCGUGCUGCUCCCGAACUGCUCACGAAUCAUUAAAAGGUUUUCAUAGUUGGAUUAAUGAACGCAAGGAUAAUAAGGGCUAUCAUCUGUUCUCCUGAAAAAGUCCAGAUCGUCGUAGAUCAAUAUUUAAGGUAAAAGAAGGCAAAUGGAACUCAACAAAUGGAAGAGAUUUUUAGGAAUAUGCCUUAUCAUUACAUAUAUUGUUCUGAUGUGGGCAUGCAGAAACGAGCAUCCUGAUCACACAAGUAUGCCAUUUUAUAAAAAACAGAAAAUCUCGGAGGAUUUACAUUCAAUUACACCCAUCAAAGACUCACAGCACUUCAUGGUGUCUGCAUUUAUUGACCACAGAUUGGAUGGGACCAUUCGAGUCAUCAGUAUAAUCGACAGACACAAUCUUCAGCCACUUUACUGUGUUUUCUGCACAUUUGAACAUGACUGUAAAACAGCUGAGACCGACGUCUGGAUACAUAGUGACCAUUUUGGCUUCCCGUUUCAUGUCUCAGAUGUGAUUUGUAAAGGUAAACACUUGCAAGAUGCAACUCGUGUCCUCAUCUCAACUAAAGCUUCCCUGGACAAUGAAACCCACGAGUAUCUCCCAAUGCAAAAUCGUGUAGUGAGUGAGACUUUCAAGUUUAACUUCACAGUUUGCAUCUCCAACCUUUUUGGUGACUACAACAAUGUUCUGCAAUAUGCACAAACUAUAGAAAUGUACAAGCUUCUGGGGGUUCAACGAGUGGUCAUCUAUAACACUAGUUGUGGACCAGACCUGGAAAACCUCUUAAAGCAUUAUGAAAGAGAGGGAAUAGUGGAGAUUGUUCCAUGGCCAAUCGACAAGUUUCUUAACCCGUCCCCAGGUUGGAACUUUAAGGAACACAAGGGUGACAUUCAUUAUUAUGGACAGUUGACAACACUCAAUGAGUGCAUUUACAGGCACAUGUAUCAAUCCAAGUACGUUCUCCUGAAUGACAUCGAUGAGAUUAUCGUACCUUACAAAUUUGCCAAUUUACCAUCUCUUAUGAAGAACCUCCAAGCUGAGCAUCCCAAUGUGGGUGUGUUCCUCAUUGAGAACCACAUAUUCCCCAAAACACAGUUUGAGGACAGUGGGCGCUUCAAGCGACCAGAAUGGCGUAAUAUUUCUGGGAUCAAUAUCAUGGAGCACAUUUAUAGAGAACCUGACCGAAAGAAUGUUUUCAAUCCCACAAAGAUGAUUGUUAAUCCAAGGAUGGUGGAACAAACAUCGGUACAUUCCUCCUUGAAAAACUUUGGAGAGACAUACCACGUUCCAUUUGAUGUCUGUAGGAUUGUACACGUUCGAGUCCCACUGCAGGGGCAUCUGACCAAAGACCAGCUGGCUGUGGACAAAAAAGUCUGGGACUUUGAGCAAGACUUGGUGCCAAAUGUUGACAAGGCAUUGGAGCGUUCUGGUUUGUUAAGACCUUACAGCUGACAUCAUCGAAUUGAAAUGUAAAAGGAGUAUUGAUUGUUUUAUCUUGUUAAAUGCUGAUUCUCAUGAUAGGAUGUUGGUUUGACAGUUUCAUAUACUAUAGGACCUCUUCAAUUCCCACUUUGGUGAAAAUCAAGUUUGAAAUGUUGAUUAUAUUUUGAUAUGGUGUUUUUAAUAUGCUUUAAGAUAAACCAUGUGCAAAUUCAUAAUUUUAAACCAUUGAAGAGUACUUUCUCCAUAAAACUGCAGUUUAGCAAAGACAGUUUUAAAAUUCAGUUUGAAACUUCCUCUUGAACUCUGUUGUUAUUGAUUCCUUGCAGCAGUCUACACUCUUAAAAAUAAAGGUGACUCACAAUGCCAUAAAAGAACCAUUCUGUAUAAAUUGUUCCAUAAAAAACUUUAAACAUCCAAACAACCUUUCUGUUUCACAAAAGGUUCUUUUGGUCAAAAAAGGUUCUUCAGAUUAUAAAAAGGUAAGAAAGAGACGGUUCUUUAAAGAACCCUUAACUGAAUGGGUCAUAGUGGAACCAAAACUGUUUCAAGAGGGGCUUUCAGACUACAGGAACGGCUUCGUAGUUCUGGGACAAUUUGCCAGAAGUACCAACGAUUUGCUGUGUUCUGACCGUAGGAACCAGCCAGAAUUUUUGUUCAGGAGAACCUUUUGGGAGAACCCUUUACUGUAGGUCCUUCUCAGAGGUAUGGUCUUAACCAGCAGGAUAGGAAUAGGCCCAUGAAGUAAACAAACUCGGAUUGGCUGUACCUCUGUUGUUUGGUUGUUUGUUAUUGCUCGACGGGCACGCUUAUAUGAUUUUAAUGUUUACUAGCUAAUGUCACUAUAUGGUUCGUUUUGCAUGUGCGAAUGUGGAAUGCGAUAUGGCUUGAGGGAAAACUUAGUUCACAAACAACAGCCCUCUUUACUCGUUCCGAUACUUUGCUCCUGAACUUUUUUUUUUAGUCAUUUGGCAGACGCUUUUAUCCAAAGCGACUUACAGUGCACUUAUUACAGGGACAAUCCCCCUUGUGCAACAUGGAGUAAAGUGUCUUGCUCAAGGACACACUGGUGGUGGCUGCUGGGAUCGAACCAGCAACCUUUUGAUUUACCAGUUCAGUGAUUUAACCCACUAGACCACCAUCUCCAUAGUUAUACUUAUACUUAUAUUUCCGAACUUAUAUGUCGGAAUGCCCACAUGGCCUCGCUGUGAAGAAACUUUUAAGCACUUUUAUUUUUAAGACUUUACCGAAAGUGAAGUUUGAUUUACAAAAGGUUUGUUUAUAUUCUAUUCUAGCCUUUGAAACUUUCCACAAAAAACAUUCUGUCACAGGUUCUUUAAAGAACCAUCUCUUUUUUACCUUUUUAUAAUCUGAAGAACCUUUUUUCGCCACAAAGAACCUUUUGUGAGACAGAAUGGUUCUUAAUGGAACCGUUAAGACAAAAAAGGUUCUACUAUGACAUCGUGAAGCACCUUUAUAUUUUAAGAGUGUACUGUUUAAGCUUGUUACCCACAUGAGAAGUGUGCUCAACUUCAUGCAGCGCUGCACAGACUGGGGGCAGAAUUGUUGAAUAUUUCCGAAUAAAUAUAGUAUGUUCCACAAAUAAUUGUAGACAUUUUCACAAACAUUUUCUAUAUUAAUGCACAAAAAGCGACCCAUAAAUAUAUGUAAGACAUUCAAUGAAAUGGAAUUUUCAAAUAAAUAAAAUGAGAUUUUCGAAAAAUAAAAAUAUUGACACAUAUUUUAAAGGCAUUCGUUUUUGGAAGGCUUUUUUGCAUUUUUACAUUGCUUUUUUGUGCAUUUGUGACCCUGGAUCACAAAACCAGUCUUAAGUAGCAAGGGAACAUUUUUAGUUAAAGCCAAAAAUACAUUGUAUGGGUCAAAAUUAUUGAUUUUUCUUUUAUUUAAAAAAUCAUUAGGAUAUUAAGUAAAGAUCAUGUUCCAUGAAGAUAUUUUGUAAAUUUUCUACCUUAAAUAUAUCAAAACUUUAUUUUUGUGAGUGGAUGGCCUGCUACAGUGCCUCUGAGGGACAACUUUAAAGGCGAUUUUCUCUGUGUUUAGAUUUUUUGCACUCUCAGAUUCCAAAGUUAUAAACGUCUGUAUCCUCGCCAUAUAUUGUCCUAUCUUUUACAAUUUAUACAUCAAUAGAAAGCAAAAUUAUUCAGCUUUCAGAUUAUUUAAAAAUCUCAAUUUCAAAAAAUUUACCCAUAAGACUGCUUUUAUUGUCCAGGGUAACAUUUGCACAUUGCUCCACACAUUAGUCAAUCGCUAAUAAAUAUAUGUUUUUAUUCAUUUUGGUAUAAGACCUAUACUUAAACCUUUCCAAUACAGUAAUAGCACUGAUAUUUUGGCAAUAUUAACAAUAAAACAUCAUUAAAAAACUUUGUGAUCAGCAAGUUGUUUUCAUUGUGCUUUUGAGUCAAAUUAACUUCAAAUUUUAAAUUGAAAAUCAGAUAGUAUAAAAGCUUUUCAAGCUGAGUAAAUUAUGACAACUUCAGUAAUAUGGUAAAAUGUCAUUGGCAUUGAAGUAAACACCAUACAUAAUUGAUUUGGGUCACUUAAAUACUUUUAAAGGGUUAGAUAAGUGUGUUUGUUAGUUUAAUGAUUUUUUUCUGUGUCAAAAAUUCUGUGAAAUUGCUGGGCACCCCAGUAAAAAACUCCCUGAACAUGCCACUAUUCAUUUCGUAAAUAUCAGCAUUUAUUUAUUUAGCGUCUGUUGAAUUUUUAGACGUUGCUCUGCCCCCCACAUCCUGUUUCCUUUUCCGGAGAUAUUGCUUGCAGUGCUUUGCUUUUGUGGAUUUUAUCAUGCACAAUAAACUGGAUUUGCUGCUUCUCACGGAAACCUGGCACAAACUUCAUGAUGGCUUGCUUUUUAAUCAACUGUCACCAGAGGGCUUGGACUUUUUUAUGCUGCUCUGG
Molecule: messenger RNA, 4728 nt
Organism: Triplophysa dalaica
Lineage: Eukaryota; Metazoa; Chordata; Actinopteri; Cypriniformes; Nemacheilidae
Product: glycosyltransferase family 92 protein F13G3.3-like
Exons: 2
Coding region: 520-1821 (433 amino acids)
Source: RefSeq, a predicted model, not a curated record